Messenger RNA from Heteronotia binoei (common prickly gecko), 2253 nucleotides. RefSeq names its product solute carrier family 29 member 2 (gene SLC29A2). Lineage: Eukaryota; Metazoa; Chordata; Lepidosauria; Squamata; Gekkonidae. Gene Ontology annotation, molecular function: nucleoside transmembrane transporter activity. The record is from RefSeq and is a predicted model, not a curated record. Gene Ontology annotation, biological process: hypoxanthine transport; nucleoside transmembrane transport; thymine transport. Bases 170 to 1606 code for a protein of 478 amino acids. The transcript is spliced from 13 exons. Gene Ontology annotation, cellular component: plasma membrane; basolateral plasma membrane.
CUUUGGCUCGCCGGGUCAGCUUUGCGGGCGUCCUCCAGCCUCAUGGAGCUGGCGGGGUCGACGAGGAGCCGCAGGCGGGAGGAGCGGCCCUCCCCAGAAGGGGCAGCUGUGAUUUGACAGAGGCAAGACUCCCACACUGAACUGCCUCCCGCACAGGGAUAAACCUUUCAUGAUGGCCUCUCAGGGAACACCAAAGGACUCUUUUCAUUGUGUGGCAAUAAUUUUCUUCGUCCUUGGCCUGGGAACUCUCCUUCCCUGGAACUUCUUCAUCACAGCUAUUCCGUAUUUCCAGUCUCGGCUUAUUGUGGGGAACUGCUCAGCUGAUGGAGAGAAUGAGAAUGGGACCGUCCCUGGCCUUGAACCCUUUCCUGGCUGUACAGAUGACUUCAACUUCAGCAACUGGCUGGCUCUGCUUUCCCAGCUGCCUUUACUCCUCUUCACCCUCCUCAACUCCCUCCUCUACCAAUGCAUUCCAGACAAAGUGCGUGUUCAAGGCAGCCUCUUUGGGAUCCUGUUCCUCUUCACACUGACGGCUACCCUUGUCAGGGUGAAGAUGCCACCCCAGAGCUUUUUCUCCAUCACCAUGGCGAGUGUCUGGUUCAUUAACUGCUUCUGUGCCAUCCUGCAAGGCAGCCUCUUUGGGCAGUUGGGCUCCUUCCCGCAGAAGUUCAGCACCCUCUUCCUGAGUGGCCAGGGCAUGGCAGGAACUUUUGCUGCCAUCGCCAUGGUGCUGUCCAUGGCCAGUGGUGUCGAUGCUGAGACCUCUGCUUUGAGCUAUUUCAUCACUCCCUGCUUUGGGACUUUUGUCUCGAUCAUCUGUUACCUUGUGCUACCCCACCAGGACUUUGCCCGUCACUACCUGACGAAGAGACAUCCGGAAGAUCCAGGUUAUGAACUGGAGACCAAGGCUGGGCUUCUCCCCCCAGAGGAGGGCGCCACUGCUGUGCCACACAGCUCCCAAGAAGAACCUUUACACAUGAACAAUAGAAAGAUCUUUGCUCCAGAGCAGGUAGAAGUCAAGUAUUCUCCCAAAGUGAUGAACGGGACGAAGGGGGAAGGCCUGGCCACACCCGAGCUAUCAGUGGUCAGUGUGCUCCGGAAGAUCUGGCAGAUGGCCCUGUGUAUUGUCUUGGUCUUCGCUGUCACCCUGUCUGUGUUUCCUGCCAUUACCGCCAGUGUGACCAGCGUGUCUGAGAACAAAACCUGGAGGAAGUUCUUCACUCCAAUUUGCUGCUUCCUUCUGUUCAAUGUCAUGGACUGGCUAGGCCGUAGCGCCACCUCCUAUUUCCUCUGGCCUGAGAAGAACCUGCCCAUGCUCCAUACCAUGGUGGGGCUUCGUUUGCUGCUCAUCCCACUGUUGCUGCUGUGCAACAUCCCACAACGCUCCUACCUGCCUGUGCUUUUCCACCAAGAUGCCUGGUUCAUCCUCUUCAUGGUGGUUUUCUCACUUUCCAACGGCUAUUUCGUCUCCCUCAGCAUGUGCCUGGCACCAAAACAGGUGGAGCCCCAUGAGAGUGAGCUGGCAGGUGCCAUCAUGACCUUCUUCUUGGCCUUGGGACUCUCCUGUGGGGCUGGUCUCUCCUUCAUCCUGAAAGCCUUGCUUUGAAGGGUGCCAUCCAUCCCAUCACAACAUGGGCAUUUCUUCAUGUUGAAGCCUUGAGGAGAGGCUGGUAGCUCCCCAAUUUUGCUCCUGGCCCCCUCUCUAUGGCAGCUAAUGUUUUUCUAGAGGGGCAACCCAGCAGUCUUCCAAACAAAGGGAAAAUGUGUAUAUAUGUGUGUAAGAGGGUGAUUCACUCAGUCACUUUCCUGUUAUCCCAGGAGCCUGAAUGUAUUUUCCAGAAGAGCCAUGGAUUUUUCAGAAAUGUGAACGGAAAGUAAUUUGCUCAGGGAAGGAGACAGUGGCUGAGGCUACUGCCUUUUGUGUGAGACUGAGAGACUUUGUAAGAAAUAUUCCCAUCUGGAACUUUUCUCCUUGCUUUGCUUUCCAACUGACGGAAGUAUUAUUGUCUAACGCACAAACUGUUCUGUGGAAUGUAGCGCUGCAGAAUGAAUGUGGGCAAGGAAGGGGGGACAGUGUAUAAAGUCAGUGUUAAAAUGGAGGAUUGAGACGGCACUCCUUCCUAUCUGUUGCAGCCCAAAAUCUAAAACAAAAAAAACCCCAACCCCUUUUUUUGUGUCUGUUUCUGAGCCUUUGUAGGUAUAAACUCUUUGAUUGUAACCAUAGGGCUAGAAACUUGCCCUCCUUGAAUGAAA